AUCUCGAUCUCCUGCGUCUAGCUCUGGUCUGUGGGUGGUCGAAGUCGAAGGGCGGGGUAAAAGAAGGGAUGACUAGCGCAAUCGAUACCCUUCACAGCAAUUAAUCUCUAUUUUGAUGAACCGACGAGAUAAGACCGGCGGCAAAAGUUUGUUGUGUCCGGUAGUUCCGCCUACGCUCAGCCGCCGUCGGCAGGUCAUGUUGUAAAGACUUCUUGGGCAUGGUUUCUUCAAAAUCCUUUCCCCAUAGACAUUACAGCUUUUCCUCUAGGAAAAGGCUAAAAGUUUCAAGUUUCGAACAUCAUGAGACAGGUUCUCAGACCUGUAUUGGAGACUUUGAUGAUGUUUCCACGGUAAUGCAUUCGGACUCGAAAGAAUGCUUGCUUCAUGGGUGCCAUCAUUGUGUUUAUGCGUCUUCAUCUUGCUAUAAUAUGCUGGAAGACACAAAUCCUGCCUUAGAGAUGGAUUGCGAGUUGAAUGGAGAAGGCAGUGAUGUUCCAGUUACUUCUAAUGAUGCUGGUGCCAGUAAAUCGGUUUACCCACUGCCUGCAUUUGUGACUGGCUGGAUGUAUGUUAAUGAGCUUAACCAAAUGUGUGGUCCUUAUAUUGAUGCACAGUUGCACGAGGGUCUGUCAUCUGGUUUUCUUCCUGGGGACCUUCAAGUGUUUCCUGUACUAAACCAAAGAAUAACGAAUCCUGUUCCCCUGAGGUACUUUCAACAGUUCCCAGACCAUGUCCAAUCGGGUUUCAUGUACCUUGGCUCUGGCAUCUCCAAUGCACUUUUGCCUAUGCCUGAUUCUGCCUCAGCAACUCAUGGACCAGAAGGCCAUGGUUGGAGUUCUUCCUUGGCUUCUAACUCACAAAAAAAGCAUGGAAAAGGAGAGUCUGUUCCAGUAUUCCCAUAUUCUGAAUUGUCAGAAGACGAUUCUUGUUGGUUGUUUGAGGACGAUGAGGGAAAGAAACAUGGUCCUUAUAACCUACUGGAGCUUUAUUCCUGGCAUUGCUAUGGAUAUCUUCGGGAUACGUCGAUGAUACAUCACACACAGAAAGAUGCUGGGCCCUUUCCUCUGCUGUCUGUUCUGGACGCAUGGAGAACAGCUAGGGUUGAAUCAAGAUCUGCACCUAAUGUUAUGUUGGAAAGUUGUUCUCCAGAGAACUUAACACGAGAAAUAUCUCAGGAAAUUUCCUCUCAGCUGCACUCAGCAAUAGUGAAAGCAGCUCGAAGAGUCGUCCUACAUGAAAUUAUCAGUAACAGUAUUACGGAGUUUCUUGAUGUGAAAAAGACUCGUGGACUUCCAAAGCUGGAUAUUCAAACUGCUGAAACUCACCCCAGCAAAGGUGAAGUGUUGCCCAAAAACACAAAAUCUGUUGGCAGUAUUGAUAACUUCCAGGUCUCUCACGCUGUUCUUUGUAGAGCUCUUUUCAACUGUUGCAUGGAAGUUCUUUGGAAUGCUGUUUGUUAUGAUACAGUAGUAGAGUAUUCAGCUUCGUGGAGAAAAAGAAAAAUCUGGUCUGGUCAUUCUCAGAAUGGAUUUCCUUCGGACCUUGAUAUCUAUGGCAAAAAGUUUCAAGCAUCAGUCACAGAUUUUUUUCUACCCACAGAGGAGAUAUCUGGUUGCGAUGGUGACUGCCCCCCUGGUUUUGAGUUUGUUAGAACCAGAACAGAAAAUCAAACUGGAAUACCUGAUACAAAAGAGCUGAUCCUUAAGCCAUCAGAAGAGACUAUCCCAUCGUGCAUGGAUUGCAACAACGAUGACAUAAAAUGUUUCUCGGAGAGUGUGGAAAAUGAACUUCAUAAGUCUACUAAUGCUUGUUUGGUUGCGUUUGUUGGAACUCUUGUUAAGGAGGAAGUCAUUAGAGUAGCUAACAUUAGAGAGGAUGGCAAAAUUGCUGACAUUGCUAUUCAUGGCGCUGAUGAGUUCACCAAUCCAGUACUACAUGAAGAACAGAGUGGCUCCACUGGAAUUCCUCUCAGCAAUCCUAAAUGUGCAUCCCUAGCUGUUGCUAACCAGCUUGCUUUAAAGAAUACUACAUCUAGUUUUCUUGCAAGUACUUUUGGGAAGGCGCAUAUAUGUGGCCUAAAUGUUGCUUCUUCAUCUACACCACCUGGAUCUGAAGAUGGUGUUACCACUCUCCUACCACCCUUAUGUAAAUUCCAUGUGUCAACAUCCAAUGAGCCUCAUUCUAGGAUUAAGCAAUACAUUGCCUUGGCAUUAUGCAGGCAAAAGUUGCAUGAUAAUGCAGUUGGCGAAUGGAAAAAUUGUUUUUUUGAUGAUCUUCUCCAGCAGCACUUUCCAUCAUUUUUGGCUUUUGCGGAAGGGUGUGGGUUUGAUGGUGAUAAGGGAGGGGUAGACAAUCAAAGUGGGGAAUCGCUGAAAUUAUGUAUGUCAAAGUCUGUGGGCGGUUGUUCCCCUACUGGUAAGUACACAUACUAUCGAAAGAAAAAGACGUCUCGUACAAAGCUAGCAUCGUCUUUGGAAUUGGUGUCUCCAGCCGAAUCGCGGGGCCAGCUGUUAGAAUCAUCUAGAGAGCACAUCUCGCUCAAGAUUGCUGCAAAGGCUGCAGAAGCUGAACGCUCUGUUUCGAAACACACCAAGACUGACAUAUAUGAGAGCCAGAAGAAACUGUCUCUUAGUUCUAGGCCUUUGAAAGGCAUUGCAGAAGGAAGCAGACGACUCGAACGUUCAUCGGCCAGGAAGACUAGUUGUCGCAGAGUGAAGAAAACCACACAGGCAGUUCAAGGUGAUGAGUUCACAGAUAAUGCUCACAAGACCUCCAGGAGUGUUGUGGAUUCUCAUGAUGUUGAGAAUGAGACCAAUGACAGUAGCUCCACUGCUGGAGUUAAGAACUCUCCUACCCUUAAUAUUUCCAAGAAAAAACUAUACUGUAAGCAAUCCCAUGAUACAAAACCAUCCAAGCUGAAAAGGAAGCAUUUACCCAUUGGUACUGGAUUGCCAGUACAAUGCACCAAGAUCGUGAAAACAGAGAAUGUCAGUGACAAGCAAGCUCUUCCACAUGUUGGAUUGGAAAACAAAAAGUCCCGCAGUUUCCAAUUGUCUAUCACCUGUCCUCCUUCAGAUGGAUGUGCAAGGUCGUCAAUUAAUGGUUGGGAAUGGCACUUAUGGUCUCUUAACGCAAGUCCUUCAGAAAGAGCUUUUGUCAGGGGACAGUUUGUUCGGUCUAAAUGUUCAAGUUCUGAAACUUGUGCAUCACAAUUCGCUAAUGGUAGAGGUCUUUCAGCAAGAACGAAUAGGGCAAAGGUCCGGAAUCUUCUGGCUGCUGCUGAAGGUGCUGAGCUUUUGAAAGCCACACAGUUGAAGGCAAGAAAAAAGCGGCUGCGUUUUCAACGAAGCAAAAUACAUGAUUGGGGUCUGGUUGCACUGGAACCAAUUGACGCAGAGGACUUUGUCAUUGAAUAUGUUGGCGAACUAAUUCGUUCACGAAUAUCUGAUAUACGUGAAGGACUGUACGAGAAAAUGGGAAUUGGGAGCAGCUACCUAUUUAGACUGGACGAUGAUCAUGUGGUAGAGCUACAAAGUGUGGUGGGAUGGCGAGAUUUAAUAAAUCAUUCUUGUGAGCCCAACUGUUACACCAAGGUUAUAAGUGUUGAAGGCCAGAAUAAAAUUUUCAUAUAUGCAAGCGGCAUAUAGAUGCUGGUGAAGAAAUUACUUACAAUUAUAAGUUCCCUUUAGAGGAAAAAAAGAUCCCGUGCAACUGUGGCUCUCGAAAAUGCCGUGGUUCAUUGAAUUAGGAAUGACUUCAAAAUUCUGUUUGUUCUUGGUGGACUGAUGCCAUGGGAUAUCAUAGGAUAUAAAAGUGCUAAGGAGUAGGAGAUAGCUUCUAAUUUGUUUGUUGCGGCGAUCUUCAUCUUGGCAAUCUUAAGGUUCUUCACAAACAAUGGCAAUCACAGGAGGCUAGUCGAUGUGGUCUAUGGUGAUCUUUUGUUGAGUUCUUUUCCCUACUCUUUUGAAGAUGCGUUGCUGAUUGAUGUGCAUAUUCUUGUAGAUCUGACUUAUGUUACAAAUCAGUUCUCUUCUUCCAAAACUAUAGAUCAAUUCUUUCAUUUCUUCCUCUCUAUCUGACAUUUUUUGGAGUACAAAUCCCUUUUGUACAGACAAUCUUUGUUGUUUAUAUGAUAACAGUUGAGACAUAGGAAAGUUUUACAAUAAAAUGCCAACACCGUUCUUAGAGCCAGAGGUAAAUAGUUGUACGUCAGCAACAUUGGCCAUUGGUUCGGAAAUCGGAACUCGUUAGUCCUCAUUUUUGGUUCAUCUUAUUAUGCAUAAAUUACUCGUCACCGGAAGGUAUUAUUGUGUGUAUGACGUUUACUUCAAUUAUUAUCUGAGAAUUUUGCUGUCCCAUUCAUUGGCAUUGGUUAAUUCAGGGAUCUGGUUCCUGACCUUGGUAGGAACCUGUGAGCGAACUGGUACUAGCCUCUUGCUGUAGAUUAAAAUUGAUAGGUCUGUGUGGAUCUGGGUGGCGGGGGUGAGUAAUUAACGAGAGGAGUAGGAUUUUCUUAUUAGGCGCAAAAUUAGUGCAUUUCUUAGUUCAGGCUCCGUGCAUUUAUCUUUAACUGCUUCUCUCCCUUCUGUCCGAUCUGCCUAUGUUGUUGCAGGUUGGCAUCAGGUGGAAGCCGGGACGGAUGCCGCAUUACAGGGGGUUCUCAAACCCAUUGGUAUGCAAGAAUGCCAAUUCAUGAACGUGAAGGAGUGCCAUCAAGGCACAUGGCCAUAUCUCUCCGGCAAUUAUAGUUCAAGAGAAUGCCGGGGUUGAAAUUGGACUUCGUCCAUUUCCUUCACCCUGUUAACAGAUUAUGUGGGUUCUCCAUAUCCUAAUUGGGGUUGGAUUCCAGGCUUGGUUUAAUAAUAAAAGGUGGAUGAAAGCACAAAGUCUACAUUGGUUCAAACUGUGAAAGCCAACAGUCUUUAACCACGGAAAAGAAGAAAACCAAGCUAAUAAGUGGCUUCCUAAUUUUUGGCAAAGUAGCUCUUCGUCGCAGCUUCUUGCUAGCUCUUAGCUAUUGGUUUGCAUGUCAUGACAUGACAUGACAUGAUGCUCUCUACACACAGAUCCUCGGAUUUGGGACCAGGUUUCAAUGCUUAUGCCUUGCACAGCCGGUCCCAAGCCCGGAUAAAGGAGGAGGGAUGCUUGUCUUCUGUCUUCUGUUUGAAGAGUCACUGCUCCAUGUUGCCUAGUCGAUUGGUGCGAUCGUAUGAAGCAUGUAAGAACCCUUACAAACUCCUCUCUUGGACUUGCGUUCGCAUCAUGGUAAAUCAGAUUAGAUCGAAAUAGGGGCCAAAAUGUGUAACCACUUGAGAGAUCCUUGUAGCUUUCAAUAUGGGAAGAGUUUCCAGCCAUGAUAAUCUGUAUGCAUUGCUCUAUG
Molecule: messenger RNA, 5380 nt
Organism: Linum tenue
Lineage: Eukaryota; Viridiplantae; Streptophyta; Magnoliopsida; Malpighiales; Linaceae
Source: the annotation of a GenBank genome assembly